AUGGGCCGUCGGGGAGAUCUCGCGGGGGCCUUGGCAGCGCUGGUGCUGGCUGCAACGUUGGCGGCUGCACAGCCUCCUGGAGGGGAAGAAAGCCCCGUCAAGUUCGGGCCCGUUCCGUCGCUUUCGCCGCAGGACGCGCCGUACGAGCCGCGGGAAGUGCUGCGCUCUGUGGAGAGGCCGCAUCAGCUGCUUGGCAUCGUGCUGGCUGCGCUGGUGGUGCUAAUCGCCUCAGGAGCCAAGACCGGUGGCGGCGCCGUUCUAGACGCCGUCUUCAUUUUGGUGCUGAAGCUCGGCCCAGAUGAGGCUAUCCCACUGGCUAGUAUCACCAUUUUUGGCGGAGCUGUUUGUGACUUCUUGUUGAACCUUUGGAAGAAGCCGAUUAACUCCAACUUCUCGCUGAUCAACUGGGACUUCAUCUUGAUGAUGCAGCCUAUGCUACUCAGUAAGUUUGUGGGCGGUGUGCGACCUGGUCUGUCAUCUGGCAUGCGUAUUAAGUGGGUGUGGUUUUAUCGUGCAGUGGGGGCUGGCUUUGGAGCGUCGUUGAUUUCGUGGUUCUCUACUUGGCUGCUUAUCAUUGCGCUCAUCGUGUACUUGGGGUACAUCGGCAAGAAGGCAUUUAAGAAGGCUCGUGCCGUGGGACACGAAGAGGGGUGGCGGUGGUGCAGCAGCGGCGAAUCAAUGUCGCUACUUGGUGCACCGUCCACAAGCUUUCAGGACGACGAUGGCGGGUUCCUGUACAAGGCUGGCCUUCUAUGGCGCAAGCUGGGUAUGAACUUUGGUCUUUUUGCCGCCACUGUGCUGCUCACGUCGCUCCAAGGAGGAAAGUACUUCCCCAGCCCUCUCGGAAUCCCGCCGACCUCGUUCUUCUUCCUGCUCGUGUCGAUGCUGCCCUUCAUCUUUCUGUCGGUCGUCUCGCACUACCAGAUGAAGGAUGUCGUGGCCACAUACCAGCGACAGCAAAACCCGCGAUUCAUCCUCGCUCCGAAUGAAGUCCAGGCAGAAAAACAACAACUAACCACCGUUUUGUUUGCACAGUGGUCACCUGAGUCAAUCCGGAAGCUGCCUCUCCACCUACUAGGCAUUGGCGCGGUUGGAGGAGCGUUCGGCGUGGGUGGAGAAGGCGCAACGUCGCGCUUGUUGCGCGGGGUCAACUUCACUCCAGCGGCAGUGUCCGCUAUGUCCGCCACGGUUGUAUUCUUUGUGAGCGGCAUGGCGUCCUUCAACUUCUUCCUGUGGGGCAAGCUGGACCUGAAUCUCGCCAGGCUCAUGAUGCCUUUGGGCUUCGUGAUGACGCUGCUGGGUCGUCUGUGUCUGAUCAAAAUCGUGCGCAAGGCCAAGUCCCGCACUCUGUUACUCUUCGCCAUUGCCGCGGCGAUGUUCAUCAGCAUUGUGCCGCUCAGCUUCAUGGUACUCCGCGCUCUGUUCGGCAUCUAG
Molecule: messenger RNA, 1434 nt
Organism: Phytophthora sojae
Lineage: Eukaryota; Oomycota; Peronosporomycetes; Peronosporales; Peronosporaceae
Exons: 6
Coding region: 1-1434 (477 amino acids)
Biological process (GO): protein ubiquitination
Cellular component (GO): Cul4A-RING E3 ubiquitin ligase complex
Source: RefSeq, a predicted model, not a curated record